Molecule: messenger RNA, 3218 nt
Organism: Dermochelys coriacea (leatherback sea turtle)
Lineage: Eukaryota; Metazoa; Chordata; Testudines; Dermochelyidae
Gene: CHRNA6
Product: cholinergic receptor nicotinic alpha 6 subunit
Exons: 6
Coding region: 314-1552 (412 amino acids)
Biological process (GO): monoatomic ion transmembrane transport; regulation of membrane potential; signal transduction
Cellular component (GO): synapse; postsynaptic membrane; neuron projection
Molecular function (GO): transmembrane signaling receptor activity; acetylcholine-gated monoatomic cation-selective channel activity
Source: RefSeq, a predicted model, not a curated record
GAGCUCCCUAGCCUGCCCCGAGAGAGAAGUGCUCCUAAGGAAACAGAGUAGGGGGUCUCCCUAGGCAAUAAGCUUAGGAAGGGACUACCAAGUCUGCAAGGAGCUGUGCCCUGCCUGGAACUGAGCUGCAGUUGGCAGGAAGGCCCUGACUCUAGGUUGCUCGGCGUGUGAACGAGAAGAACGGUUAUUUCAAAAACUUUUCUCCCAUUACAACCACUUCAUCAGACCGGUGGAAAAUGUAUCUGAUCCUGUGACAGUACAUUUUGAAGUGGCAAUUACACAGCUUGCAAAUGUGGAUGAAGUCAAUCAGAUUAUGGAAACCAACCUGUGGCUGCGGCAUAUUUGGAAUGACUAUAAAUUGCGAUGGGAUCCAAUGGAAUAUGGUGGAAUUGAAUUUGUCCGGGUGCCAGCGGAUAAAAUUUGGAAACCUGAUAUCGUCUUGUAUAACAAUGCUGUUGGGGAUUUUCAAGUCGAAAGCAAGACCAAAGCUCUUCUUAAAUAUGAUGGGGUGAUCACUUGGACUCCACCUGCUAUUUUUAAAAGCUCCUGUCCUAUGGAUAUCACAUUUUUCCCCUUUGAUCACCAGAAUUGUUCACUGAAGUUUGGCUCUUGGACAUAUGAUAAAGCCAAAAUUGACCUCCUGAUUAUUGGAUCCAAAGUGGAUAUGAAUGAUCUUUGGGAAAACAGUGAAUGGGAAAUAGUUGAUGCUUCUGGCUAUAAACACGAUAUAAAAUAUAAUUGUUGUGAAGAGAUCUAUACAGAUAUAACAUACUCCUUUUAUAUACGAAGGCUACCCAUGUUUUACACCAUUAAUCUGAUCAUUCCCUGUCUCUUCAUUUCAUUCCUAACUCUGUUAGUCUUUUACCUUCCAUCUGACUGUGGGGAGAAGGUUACCCUCUGCAUCUCAGUACUACUUUCUCUGACUGUAUUCUUGUUGGUGAUCACAGAGAUAAUCCCAUCAACCUCUCUUGUAAUUCCACUGGUUGGCGAAUACCUGCUCUUCACUAUGAUAUUUGUGACCCUAUCAAUUGUCAUCACAGUGUUUGUGCUGAACAUCCAUUACAGGACUCCAACCACACAUAACAUGCCCAAUUGGGUAAAAGGCGUCUUUCUCAAGCUUCUCCCCAAAGUCCUGAUGAUGACGAGACCUCUAGACCAACAGAAGGAAGCCAGCUCUAAAAAGAGUAAAAAAUGGCUUGCCACUAAAUCUGGCAAAAUUAAGCAAUAUGGAGAUGUUAAAUUAUACAAGGAGCAGAGAUGCUACCACUGUGACAAGGUGAACGAACUUGCUACCGACAAAAGAAGAUUGAGCCCUCAGCCAAUUGAAUGGGGGACGGAGCACGUCGAGUACUCUGCUGAAGUCAGCGAGGUAAUCAGCAGUGUUCAGUUCAUCGCUGAAAAUAUGAGGAGACAAAAUGAAACUAAAGAGGUGGAGGAUGACUGGAAAUACGUGGCUAUGGUGAUAGACAGGAUGUUCCUUUGGGUAUUCAUCGUUCUCUGUGUGUUUGGAACAGGAGGGUUAUUUCUGCAGCCACUGAUAGCAGACACAUAAUGCUGGCUGGCUUUUGUUUAGUCCGAUUCCAUACUUUUUUGAAGAUUCAGACAUCUCCUCCACUUUCUGUUGUUACACUCGGCUCAUCCUCCAAGGGUCUGCAAAGCACUGCUGUUAAGAUGAUGUUCCCUCUGGCUAAGAGAUCAGGGUGUGGCUUCCUCUUGCAACAGUCAAAGGGCGAGAGAAGGCAUUUCAUCCUGCAUUCAGUUUCAGACUGUAGCAUAUCACCGUCGAAUGCCACUGACUGACUUCAAGGGUUGUCUGCCGGCUCUCCACCGGGCUGAUGACACCAUAAAAUGACUGGGCAUGUUGCACAUACACUGAUGAUCCCUUUGGGGAUGUCUGUGGCAACACCUGCUCCCCUAGGAGGAGAUUUUCAAAAUCCAUCGGCCUAACUUUGCUCCAACAGAAGCAGAGCUAGGCUAGUGGGAAUUUUACCAUUGCCUCAAUUGAACUCAGAGUUAGGCCAGCGCUGGACCCCUGGAAAAUCCCCUGCCUAAAUGUAUUCUAGAUCUCUUGCUUCUGCCAACAAGCACACCCUAAACAUUGUAUGUGUUUAUUUUGCUGUCUUUAUAUCCAUUUAGUACUCUUCACUUACAGCACUCGGAUUACGCAUGACAAUAGAGCUGAAUGUGUUGAUGUUUUGUUGUAUUAUUACAGUGAAGCCAUCAAUGUGAAAAAAAGUACUAUAAAAACCAAAAUAUGACCAGAGUGGUCAACAGGUGGACCACGAGCCAAAUCCGACCCGCCAGAUGCUUUUGAAUGGACCCUGAAAUAUUUUUAUUUACUUAUCAUUAUUAUUAUUAUGAUUAUAAUUAUUGUUAAUUUUUUUAUUAUUUUCUCUGGAAUUUGGACCUUGACUAUACUUUAAACAAGAAAUUUGGACCUUGGCAAAAAAUAAUUGACUAACUCUGAAACAGACCAAUGGGGACCCAAUUCAAGAAAAAAGCUCUCCAUCUUCUGCAUUGUGACCAACUUAAGGUCCUGAUUCAGCGAAGCUGUUAAUCACAGGGCUUAAUUUUAAGUUUAUGAAUACAUUCCAUGGAAGUCAACCAGACGUAAGCAAAUGCUUCAGUCCUGCAAAGACAUGUGGUUAACUUUUUGCACUACACAUAGGCCCAUUGACUUCAAUUAUACCAUUCACAGUGGAUAAAAUUAAACAUGUGUGUAAAUUAAGUGUGGAGAUAUUUUUACACCUUUUCCUGGUUUAACACAGGGUCUCUGCCUGGACAUGUUCCUUAGGACUCAAGCCUGCAUCCCUUAUUAAGAGACAAAAUGUCCAUUGAAGUCAGUGGAUGUUUUUAGUGAUAUAAGCAAUGGAAGAGCCUGUCUCUUUCAUGGGAAAAGAUUUCUGACUAUGACCUGGGUACAGUGGCCAUGUGCUGUCCUUGAUGCAUGCAAUAUGUAGAUAAAAGUUCUGAUUGUCAGAGUUUCCUGGACUGAUGCAAUUUCUUAUAACAAAAGAACAUUUUUUAAAAUAAUAUAACACAGUUAGCAGGUACUUAAGAACUCGGAUUACUUAAAAGAUUGUUUAUUUCAAAUGAGUAUAGAUCACUGAGUAGAGGGGUUUGAUUUAUGCCAUAAAUCAACACGGGCAUGAAAAAAAAUAUCAUUUUCCUAUUACAGUAUUUGAAGUGUAUAGCAGGAAAAUUAUAUUCCUUAAAUA